UGCUCGCAUCUGGAUCCCCGGCCGCGGCCAAGCGCACAGUCCACGCUCUGUCCCGCAGAGAGAGAGAGGGAAAAAACCAACCCCGGCGUCGUCAAGUUUGGAAAAGAAAGCAGAGGGAAAAAGGAAAAAAGGGAAGACAAGGAGACGAACACAUCGCCGGCAACUUUCCACCGUCUCCACCCGUGGUUGCAGCCCCGUCGGCAUACGCGCUGUGACUCUGAGAUCAGAAAGAAGUUGUCGCCUCUCCGCGUUGCUUUCGGGGACUCGACAGCCAGACAUCCGCCUCCUCGAGCCGAGUCCCGCGCCGUGUUUGUUCCCCGUCGCCGGCGCGUCGUGGCCUCGGAGCUGCGGGCGAAGGACGCGUCUGUUGCGCCGAAGAAGAGAAGCGGCGCGUCUCCAUGAGGAAGCUCGGCGUGGGAGUCGCCGCAACUUUGUCCUAGCCUUACCUGCGCGGUCGUCGCUCCGUGUGUCGCCCCCCCUCCCCCCCACCCCCCUUUUGUGCUAGUUGUUGUUGUUGUUUUUUUUUAGUUUGUCUGUUUUUUUGACCGACCGACACGACAUGAAGACGCCGCUGCUGCUGUGCGUCGCCUGCACGCUGGUCGCGUUGUCCGCGUCGGCGACCGCGGAGCAAAAGUUGAAAAACUGCAACGAGGUGCGCGCCGCGUACAGCUCCAAGGGCUUCAACGUGAACGACGUCCCCAACAAAGGGGUCAACGGAGCCCCCCUGAAAGUGUGUCCGCAGGGUUUCUCCUGCUGCACAGUGGAGAUGGAGGAGAAGCUGAGCCAGCAGAGCCACUCAGACAUGAAAGCUCCCGUCUCCAGGCUCAGCACCAACCUGCAAUCCACCUUCAGACAGAAACACGACCACUUUGACAAGUUUUUCCGUGAGCUUUUGAAAAACGCAGAGCUCUCGCUGCACAACAUGUUUGUGCGAACGUACGGGAUGAUGUACGUGCAGAACGCGGAGCUGUUCAAGAACUUCUUCGAGGCCCUGACCCGGUACUACGCGUCCGGCAGCGCCGCCGUCAACCUGGACUCCAUGCUGUCGGACUUCUGGGCCGACCUCCUGGAGCGGAUGUUCCGGCUGGUCAACGUGCAGCACGAGUUCAGCGACGCCUACAUGGAGUGUGUCAGCCGGCACACGGAGCAGCUGCAGCCGUUCGGCGACGUGCCCCGCAAGCUCCGCAUCCAGCUGACGCGGGCCUUUGUCGCGGCGCGUACCUUUGUGCGCGGCUUGGCACUCAUGCCGGAGGUGGUCAACAAAGUUUCUACGGUCAGUGCGUCUCCCAGCUGUGUGCGAGCGGUCAUGAAGAUGAUGUACUGUCCCUACUGCUCGGGCCAAGUGGCCUUGAAACCCUGCCAGAAUUACUGUCUGAAUGUGAUGCGUGGGUGUUUGGCCAACCAGGCCGACCUGGACACGGAAUGGAACAACUUCCUCGAUGCCAUGCUUAGUCUAGCUGAGAGGCUCGAAGGUCCCUUUAACUUUGAGUCCGUCAUGGAUCCCAUCGACGUGAAGAUCUCAGAGGCCAUCAUGAACAUGCAGGAGAACAGCAUGCAAGUGUCGCAGAAAGUUUUCCAGGGUUGUGGGCAGCCCAAGCCAAGCAAGGCCUUCCGUUCCAAGCGUUCUCUCAAAGAAACCGGUUUUACUGGCCGCUUCCGCCCCUACAGCCCCGAUGCUAGGCCCACCACCGCUGCUGGCACCAGUUUAGACCGAUUGACAACUGAUGUGAAGAAGAAGCUGAAACAUGCAAAGAAGUUCUGGUCCACAUUGCCAGAGACGGUGUGUGCAGGGGAGAGGAUUGCACCAGGCGAUGAUUGCUGGAACGGAACAGCAAAGAGCAGGUACGAGUCAGUUGUCAUUGGCAACGGACUGGCCAAUCAGGUGUCCAACCCUGACGUUGACGUGGACAUAACGAAGCCAGACAUCGUGAUACGCAGUCAGAUUGCAGCUUUGAAGGAAAUGACGAGUUGGCUCAAAGCUGCGCACAGCGGCCACGACAUCUCUACCGAUAUCGAUGACGAUGGCAGCGGAGGAGAGGAGAGCGGCAGCGGUUGCGACUCCCCGUCCUGCGACACGGACCGGGACAUGUACUUCUCCACUCCACCGAACACGGGCAAUCCCCGGGUCAAUCAAGUGGUGGUGGACAGAAGUCCGUCGGCUGGGGCCGCCUCACGUGGAAGCAUGGCGCUGGCGCUCUGCGGGAUGGCCCUGGCCCUGCUCGCUCCCCACUGGAGAUAAGACUGGCUUGGCAGGGAGAGGACGAGAACGACCAGGAAUGACGGAGUGAAGGGGGAAACUGUCAGAGAGACUUUUAAAAAAGACUGCCUUCAGGACCUUGGACUGUCCGCCAUUGGGGAGGGGGGGAGACUCUUCUUAAUAUUAUAAUAACUUCACUUUUAAUUAUUUGUUUGUAUGUUUUUAAGGACAUCAGUGUACAGCAAUAUGAUUUUCUUCCCAAGAAAUCCACUUUUCCCCCCUUCCUCCCCAGAUAAACUUUUACUCCUCUAUGGUUCUGCUUGCAGCAUUACAAACGUUAUAUAAUUGUCUCACGUUGGCAAUUUGUUUUCAUAAGUCAUUUGUGUGCCUUCUUUAGUGACAGCCACCUGAUAACUAAAUGAUGAGCGAGACGUUAACUUGAACAUUGAGUGCCUGUGGUGGGACACAUCUUCAUAUUUCUGAGGAUUGUCCCUCUUUCCAUGAUUCAGAGAUCAACAAAUCAUUUAACGUUGUCGUGGGUGUUAAUGUCCCACUACAACAACAACAACCUUGCACAUUGUCAAUGUGCAUACUGUGAAUGUUUGGUGUCUGUGCAUUUAUACAUUUACAUACAUCAACCAGUCAAAGCAUAUGAAGCUGAACGUGUCGAUCUCCACUAAGGAACGGUUCGAGCGUUAGUUCAGUUUGAAAGCUGCCGCUCAUCUGUCAGAAAUACAGAGAGAGACGAUACAGCACAGGUGUCGAUGUUUCACCAGGAGAUGGACUCGGUCUUUAGAAAAGCUUGUCGGGCGCUCUGUGAGCCACACUGUACAUCCGCUACGAGCAUUAUCACGACCUAACUUUUUUAAUUUCCACAUUCUUUCUUUUUUUUGUUUCCUCAUCUUAAACACCUCAAUAGCAAGGUCAUACCUCAUGCAUGCUCCCGUUGUCAAUGCAGCCGAGCGGAUUAAAGGCACGUGAUGAGAGUUGAGACAAGUGGCUGGCGACCUGGUGGAAGGAGAGGGGACUCCCCUGGCGUUACCCCGACAGAAGGCAAAGCUGAAAAGUCCUGAAAGCCCUUUUUUGGUACUGUAAGCUCAAUUCAGCACAGAAGAUCUGACUCCAUGCAGUCUUACUGUUUUGAAAAGAGAAGGUGGCGGCGCGUACGUUCAGAGCAUUUCACGUUAAACUAAAGAAGAGGAACAAAAAGAAGGUGCUUUGAUCAAAACAAAAUCAAGGAAAGAUUAUUUUAAUACAGGGUUUAAUGUCGAAGCGGUGUUGUAAUUUUUUAGAUAUUUUUUGGUAUGCAGAUAUAUAUUAGGUACUACAGUGGAAUUUACUGCUAGUUUUUAGGUGGUGGACGAGGUCGGCGUGCACAGAACAUGGGGGCACUUUUGGUCAGCGUGCACAGUGUUUUGGGGGACUUUUUUUUCCCCCUCACAUCCCCCCGCCCCUGCCCCACAAUACACACAUGUACCUCUUAAACUAUGAAUGGACUCAAUUGGAACCGUUUGAUCUACCUAUCCUCAUCCUCACGUUCUCAUCAUUUCGACUUCGAGGUGGAAUGUUGAAGUAUUGUCACAAGUGCUACCAAAAUUAAUACAUGUGGUGCCUGAUCUUUGGUUUUGUUUUUUGUUUUUUUACCUUGGUACAUUAUUAGCAACUCGGAAAAGUAAUUAACAAAAAAAGAAUGUAGAUGUUGAUGAUUUUUAUCUUAUCUUCUCAGAUUCUCCCGAAGGGUGUUUUUGAGUUUAUUGUUACCAGCUGACGAGCACAACAUAAGAUUUUAUUUUGUCUUUCUAAUUUGAUGAGCGGGUCUGUAAGUUGCAUUACCUGGCCAUUUCAUCUCUCAACUGAUGCUGCCUCAUGUAGCUUCUGUACAGUAAUUUAUGCAUGUAAUUUAAUGUCAUUUCAAACGCUUCUAGAACUGUCAUAGAUCAUCCAAACUACAGUGUUCAGGAUGUUUCGAUAUGCAGCACGAUCAAUUUCUCAAAAGUAUUUGAAUUGGUCUCAGAUUUGGAGGCUUUGAAUAUGCAUUUUGCUAAAAUUGAGCAAUGGAUCCGCACGUUUUCACAUUUGUCUUCAGGUCUGAAACAAUUGGUUGUUCAAUACUGGACACAACCUGUUCGCCUCUUGUUUGGCUUUGUAAUUCAAUUAGAUUUUCUCCAAACAAAGGGAUACAAGAAGAUCAUUACUAAGAAUCUGAUUUGAUGAGACAUCUAUGCAACCUGUAUUCAAAAACUGAAGCCUUAAUUUAACAUGAUGUAUUUGGGGCUGCAGCAGUUCGAUUUUACAUUAAUUCUGCAUGUAACAGGUUCAAUUCCCCUGAUUCUUUUUUUUUUUUUUUUUUUAAAUGUUCCACCAACAUUUCUACAAGGGCUUGUGCAUGUGUUCGUGUCAUGUGGAAGCAAGUUUGUCAAGUGUGAAGAAACCCCAACUUUCUGAGAGUCAGAGGAAAGCUUUUGGGUGAUGAUGGUAAAUGUCUGUGUUUGCGGGCCGGGGCAGCAAAACAUUUCACGGCUGGCAGGAGUUGGUCCAGCUGCUGGAUGGUGUUCUUUCCAUCCACAGAGCCAACCUCAGUCUAGUGACUUUUAAAGUUGAGUUGGACAAGUGUUGAAACCUGUACUUCUGCCUUUGGCCCACAAGAACAGAGAGGACUCACUUUCUAAAGGAGGAGAGAGUGAGAGACGUGACUUAAAAGAGCGAGAAAAAAAUCAAAACGAAAUAUGUAAAUAAAGAGCAGCCGUUUUUAGAUGUCUCUGAAAGAGGCCGUAACAUUACACCAGAUUUUUACUUGUCAGAGUAUCUCCUAAAUGCUAUGGGAAAAAACAAGAUGAGAUAGAUGUUAAAUUGUAAGAGAAAAUGUAUAUUAAACAACAUUUCUUAGUCUUGUUGAAAUAAAGACUGCCAAUAUUUAAA
Scophthalmus maximus (turbot) is the source of this 5116-nucleotide messenger RNA. It is a transcript of the gene gpc4, whose product is annotated as glypican 4. NCBI's taxonomy places the organism in Eukaryota, Metazoa, Chordata, Actinopteri, Pleuronectiformes, Scophthalmidae. Gene Ontology annotation, biological process: regulation of signal transduction; regulation of protein localization to membrane; cell migration. Gene Ontology annotation, cellular component: synapse; cell surface; plasma membrane. The record is from RefSeq and is a predicted model, not a curated record. The transcript is spliced from 9 exons. The coding region runs from base 560 to 2239 and encodes 559 amino acids.